This is a messenger RNA of Nicrophorus vespilloides, 5861 nucleotides long. RefSeq names its product daple-like protein. Lineage: Eukaryota; Metazoa; Arthropoda; Insecta; Coleoptera; Silphidae. The coding region runs from base 662 to 5794 and encodes 1710 amino acids. The transcript has 10 exons. The record is from RefSeq and is a predicted model, not a curated record.
AACGAACGCGUGAGUAGUACAAAGCUUUAUUUUUUUAGAAUGUAAAGUAUUAAGUAUUUAGGAUCUGCAGUGGCACAGAAUUCAGGAAUUCUUAGAAUUCGUUGGCUGCUGCGAUCAGCAAAGAUGGGAUUUGUUGGGUGGGGGGUUGUUUUAUUUGUUGGUAACAGUGGACACCAGAUCCGCCAUUUUAAUGCGUUGUAGAGACAGUGACAGAUAUCGUCUGUUAAGGAAGGAUACGGGUCUGGCUUUUGCGAAGUAUAUGUUGUUGGGGUCGGAGUGAUUUGGAUGUGCUGUGCCAAUAUUGUAGUGACAUGUUUGUGAAACGUUCUCAGAUAUUUGGAUUAUGGGAUGUGUGCGUUUAAGCUACGAUAUAACUACUCGAAUGUGUCCAAAAACGGCCAUGUUUGUUUGUUAAUAAGACGAUACAAAACGCAGUCGGUCGUACUGUGAGCAGUGACGGAGAUAAUAAUAAACAGUUUAGCUCUAGUUGUUUUUGUUUUGUGUCUGGCUCAUUUAACAAUUCACGAUUGUUAUCAAAUCAAGUGUAUUGGAGUGCAGUGAAUGGUUGCCUCAAAUGUCCUUUAAACUCUUAACCUACAACCCAACAACCAUAAACAAGUGGAAUGUGACUUUAGCUGUUGUCUGCACUUAAACAAUCAACAUGAAUUUUACAUUGAUGAGCAGCAUAUCUCCGGAUAUAAAGGGUGGCUAUGAGAUCAUUGAUAUCAAUGCCCCACCAAUACCCGUAGAUACAUGGAACCAAAAUAUAAGACAAGAGUUACUAAAAGCUACAUAUGAGAGGUUAUCAAAAACCAUAAAACUGUAUACAAAAAAUGUAACCAAGUAUGCAGAACUCACCCAACAAAAAAAGGAACUACAGGAACACAUGAUAAAACACAUGCAAUAUUUUAAAUCCCAGGCUUUGGAUUUGAAUGAAUGCACUGAUACUGAGUAUUAUGAGCUGCUAGAGGACAUAUUGGUUACCUAUUGCAAGCUGGAACUUGAUGUAAUUAAUAGGAGAUUCAAGAGUCACAAACAGUUUGUGAAAAGAAAUGAAUGUUUUCUGAAAGCAGCCAAAGAAAAAAUACUCAGAGCUAUCAAAACGUUCCUAAAUGACCGUGAAAAACACAUAUUGCAUGUCCUAUUAAAGCUCAAAUACAAUACAAAGUCUGAAGCAUGUCGGCGAAUUAUGUCUGUUGUGUACCAGCAUGUACUCUUCACGGAUCCAAAACAGAGUUUUUCAACAGAGGCAUUUUGUCGAAAUUACAUAAUACUUAUGAAAUUUAUGGAGUUAGUACCCAAUGGUGACCACAAACAUAUGGAAUCUUUACUUUUCAAGAAAUUCCAUAUGAAUGCAAGCAGUCUAAUGACAGAUAAGAUGCUAAAUUUUGUUCUGACAUUGAAGAGCACCUCUUUGGUUGAAUUAAUCAAUAUCAAAAGGGAUGUUGUAAAGAGGUAUUUCAAGGCAAUUAAUAAAUUUGCUUAUAAUACAGUUGACUUUACAAAUGCAAACAGUGAUUCUAUAAUUAUGGACAAAAGAGUUAUUGUUAUAACUGGUGAUAGUGAUGAAGAUGAAGAUUGUCAAAUUGGCUAUAUUGAGGAAACUAUAAAACCUGUUGAUGUAAUAAACUUGGAUGAUGAUGAUGUGACAGAUCAACCAAAUGUACCUAACACUCCUGAAUGUAGUACAAGUAAUACUGCAUUGCUGAAUAGAACUCACAGGAGGAGACAAAGACCAUUGGGUGACAUUAGUGCAAGUGAACUGAAUAUAGGUGAUAGUGAUAAAACAAAAACAAUUAAUGUUAACAAAUCAGUUGACACCAAAGAUAAUAGUACUCAAUCAAAAACUGCUACAGAAAGUUUAAGUAAAGAAAAUUUUAAAUUAUUAUUGGAUAAAGAUGUUAAUGAUAUGGAUAUAAAAGUUUUAGAAUCUCAAAUUCAAGAUAAACUCUCAUCAAAACCUGAGGAUGUAGAAGUUAUGGAAGUUGAACCAUCACAUCUCAAAAUUGCCAUGAAUUCAAAGAUACCAGAGAAAGCAUUUAAGAAACCAGAAACAAUAAUAGACCUUAUUGAACUUGAUGAUAGUGAUGAUGAAAUGGAUUUAGUUGAAACAGAACCCAAGAACACACAAGAAUUAAGUAAAAUAGUUGAUGAUAAUGUUAUAAUUGACGAAUCAGUUUCAACUACAGAUGUCAAUAAAAUUAAUGAUGUUCCAGAAAAUAAUGUUGUUACUGAGACUGAAGUAGAAAAAGAACUGAUGGAAGUAACUGAACCAUCUUCUAGGGAAAUAUUGGAAGAACCUCAUACAGAAAGUCUUCAUUCUGUAAUAGAUGAAGAUAUUGUAAUGGAAAAAGAAAUUGAAGUAGAACGUGAAACUAUUAUUAAACUUCCAGAUGAAAAUCAAGUUCAAGAGAUUCUACAUAAUAAUGACACAUUCACAAUAGAUGAAACUAUAGCAGAAGUAUAUUCUGAUGAAGCAAUUUCCAAAGAAACAACAAAUACUGAUAAUCAAACAUCAGAAAAUAAACAGUUUGAUGAAGAAAAUCUUUUGGAAACCCUGGAUAAUGAGAACGUAACAGAAUCAAAUACAAUAUCACAUGAAAACGAAUUAAGUAAUAUUGAUUCUAUGGACAUUGAUGAAGAAACCCCAAUUGAAAUCGAAGCAGAAGACACUUCAACGAAUUUAAAUGAAGCAUUGACAUCAGAAAUUAACAUUAAUAAUGAAGAAACAGUCUUAUCAGAAUCUGACCAGAUUUGCAAUGAAAAAGUAAUUCAGACUGAUGAUGAAAUUAUUAAUCAUGAAUUUGAAUACAAUAAAACUCCAGAAACUGAAAACAUAUCUACUCAAGUUAAUACUGACUUGGAAGAUUUGUCAAGUGCAGAGUUUAUUGAAGAUGUAUAUCAGUCUGAAGGCCAAAUGUUAGAGGUUUGCACUGAAGAUAACAUUGAAGAGGAAUUACAAAAAGUCUUGAAUUUGGGUGACAAUAUUCCUGUUACAAUAGAUGAAAAUCGGCAAGAAUAUCCUGAACCCGUACCAGAAUCGGAAACCCAAAGAAAUUUGAGUGAUAAUAUUCCUGUUAAAAUAGAUGAAAAUCGGCAAGAAUAUCCUGAACCCGUACCGGAAUCGGUAAUAGUAAUGCCAAAAGAGAAAAAAGUCCAUAGUGUGACUAACAUCAUUGUAACUAAUAUGCAGGUUGAUCCUGUAGUUGAAGAUAACGGUGACUACCGUGUCGAUGAAAACUUAAGUGCAAACGAACCGUUGAAUAAUAAUAUACUAUGGAAUAAUGAACCUAAUGUUCAAAACGAAAUAUCAACAAAUAAGGAUUUAAGUGAUAUUAUUAUAACAAAUGUUACAACGUUGUGCGACAAAGAAACUAAUAAACCGCAAGUUGAUGAUGUUAAUUCUGUUUCUGAUGAAGCUUCGCAAUUAAAUCCUAAAUAUCAAUACGCAUAUGGUCAAUUUACUCCUCCAUUUGAUUUAUCAUCUGAUACGGAAUCCAGCUCUACUGUCGUGGAAAAGGAAUCUGUCGAAACUCAGACAAUAUCUGCAAUGCAAAAGGAAAAUGAGCUUCUAAUGUCCGAAGAAAACGAUGUUGAGGAUGAAAGCGUGGAGACUAUAACUGAAGCUCCUAUAGUCCAAAAAUCCUCGGAUCGGAAAUCUUCGCUAAAAGGCAAAAGCAAACGUAAAGCAAAAGCUUCAAUCCCAGCUUCAUAUUUGACGGGUGUUGAAUCAUUUUAUGAUGAACAAUUCUUAGAAAAAACCAUGGACAAAGGAGUUGAUCUCCCAAAUACUGCGAAUGAAAAAGUUGCAAAAACAAAAACGAAAGAAUUAGUGGAUGACAAAACAAGUAGCAAGACACCACCAUCUCCAAGUAUAUUAAAAACCGUUAAAAAACGUAACUCCAAAAAAGCAUCUAUUGAUAUGUAUAAGGAGCCAAAUGAUUAUGAAGCUCAAUGGAACUUUGAUACACCAAUUACUCAAGCAAGUCCAUCUUCAUCGACAGUUAAAAAAACCAAAGCUGGCAAGAAAAAACAACAAAAUGAUGAAAUACAUGAUCCACCAAAAGUAAUGCUCAAUCUCAGUAAAUCUAAUUUUGAUUUAUCUAAAGUCAAAUUCCAACUGAAUGCCGAAACAAACGAAACGGCCGCAUCUCAAACGCGGAAAAAGAAUAUUGCAUCAACUGCAAAAGUUGAAAAGGGUCCUACUAUCUAUUGCUAUGGUGUUCGACAGGAGGACCUUUUGGUAUUCCAUCAUAAACCAACAAUUAGAUUGGAAAUUAAGAGUGAGAAGCAGUUACAAUUUGACAGUUGCAUGAGAAAGCAUUACACGAAAACAUCCAAUAUGAAAAAGAUUGAACUAGGCGACUGCAAACCAAGCAGAAUUCCAGAUACAGAAGGAUAUCUUAAAACUCAUCCACAUCCAGGUAGGGUAGAUUACAGUAAUAUGUUGAGCGAACAAUUGCACGAUAGUGAUGAUGGUGAUCGAUUCGAUAGCCCACCUAUCUUAAUUACAAGUAGCGCCAAUUCACCGGAAAAAGCCCUAAACCUAACUAUUCCUUCUAAAAUUGAUGAACAAGAACUUCACAUUGAGUUUUCCAAUUCUCCAAAGUUCCUACAUGAUCCUAAACAACUUGAACAAUGCCUUAUCGAAAGAAACGAAGAAGUUACUGAUCAUUCCAUUGAUAAUUUGCUAAAUAAUAACAAAGCCACAUUUUUCUCAGACAAUUCCAAUUUUUAUACGAAAAAAAUUCUAGAUAAUACCCACGACGCUUACAGCGCAAGUUCGAUUGCACAAGGCGAUAAUGCUAAAAAUGAAACUAUUAAGUUUCAUCAUGAUGAUAGUCCGCGUAUUGACAAGGAUCCAAAUUAUAGAAAAAAAGAUAACAAGGAAAAUGAAUAUUCUGGAACCUGUUACCAAGAAAUUAGGGAAUCUACGGAAUAUCCAAAAGAAACGUAUUAUGAAUCUGCGGUGGUGUCGGAUACAUUAAAAAAUUAUGUAUCCAACUUUUAUCCUGAGGCUGAUGAUGUUAAAGAGCAAAUGAUUGUGUCAACUCCGGUACCUAGUGUUUCUAUAUCCAAUAUCACUAUACCUGCUAUCCCAGUAGCUAAUAUUCCAAUACAAAAUAUCUCGGUACCCGCUAUUCCAGUACCAAAUAUUGCAGUACCUGCUGUAUCAUCAUCUAAUAUGCCAGUAUCCAAAAUCCUAACAACUGAGCAAGCUGGUCAAUCGAGUCAUUUAGAACAAAUUUCCAAAAGUGCGGAAUAUAUGAGUGAGUCAGAAUUUAUUGAUGAUCUAAAAAAGAAGUAUGCAAUUGAGUCGCAUGAAGUCGGUAUCUUUAUGCAUCAUUUAAAAGAAACCAGAGAUUUAACUUUGCCGUUUAAAAAACGGCGAUUGUCCGUCACCCUAACAGAAAUAGUACCACAAGUCAAAGAAGAAAUCAGCUAUCCUGCAACACCCAUGAUAAGUAUCGCUGAAGUGGAAGCGGUAAAAGCCGACAUCAAAAGGGAGUUAUUCAUAAAAGAAGGCAUUGCACUUGUUCAACCUGCAAAUCAAUCUGUGUACCAUGCGAAUGCAGCAGUAAACCAAUAUUAUUCCAGCUUUAGUCCCGACUCCAUAAGAUAUAUUCCUUGUAGUGACGUUUACCAUUAUAACACAAUGAUGGCUGUCCCACCAUAUCCAAUUCCUAAUUGCCAAGAAAUACCCGCAAACCCUUUACCUCAGCAACAAACACUAUAUGACAAAUCAACCAAAAACGUUAGCAGGAAAAGGAAGACCGACAGUUGUAUAUACUAAUUUAAUUUGUUUAUAGUUAUUUAAUCAAAUGAAAAUACGAUAUAUUUUUUUUAAAGUAAGACAAAGU